Molecule: messenger RNA, 3135 nt
Organism: Acanthisitta chloris (rifleman)
Lineage: Eukaryota; Metazoa; Chordata; Aves; Passeriformes; Acanthisittidae
Gene: RECQL5
Product: RecQ protein-like 5
Exons: 19
Coding region: 1-3135 (1044 amino acids)
Biological process (GO): double-strand break repair via homologous recombination
Cellular component (GO): cytoplasm; chromosome
Molecular function (GO): ATP binding; 3'-5' DNA helicase activity; four-way junction helicase activity
Source: RefSeq, a predicted model, not a curated record
AUGAGCAGGGAGGCUCCCCCGGGCCUGGAAGGCAGAGUCCGGAAAACACUGCGGAAGGUCUUCGGGUUCGAGUCCUUCAAGACUUCCCUGCAGGAAAGUGCGACCAUGACUGUGGCAAGAGGUGAGAAGGAUGUCUUUGUAUGCAUGCCCACAGGGGCAGGGAAAUCCUUGUGCUACCAGCUUCCUGCAGUUCUGGCAGUGGGCAUCACCAUUGUCAUUUCACCUCUGAUUGCACUGAUUCAGGAUCAAGUGGAUCACCUGCUGGCUCUGAAGAUCAAAGCCUGCUCUCUGAACUCCAAGCUUUCUGCCCAGGAGAAGAAGACCAUCCUGGCUGACUUAGCAAGCGAGAAGCCCAAAGUAAAGCUCCUGUACAUCACCCCAGAGAUGGCAGCUUCCUCCUCCUUCCAGCCCACCCUGAACUCUCUGGUGUCCCGAAACCUCUUGUCCUACCUGAUCAUUGAUGAGGCACACUGUGUGUCCCAAUGGGGACACGACUUCCGACCCGACUACCUGCGGCUCGGCACCCUCCGCACGCGCAUACCCAAUACUCCCUGCGUUGCCUUGACUGCCACUGCCACCAAGGAGGUCCAGGAGGACAUUGUGGCAGCACUCAAGCUAAAGCAGCCACUUUCCACCUUUAAGACUCCUUGUUUCAGAUCUAACUUGUUCUAUGAUGUGCAGUUCAAAGAGCUCUUGGCUGAUCCAUAUGCCAAUUUGAAGGAUUUCUGUCUGAAGGCACUUGAAGUGAAGGACACCGCUGGGGUGUACUCUGGCUGUGGCAUUGUGUACUGCAGGAUGAGGGAUGUGUGUGACCAGCUGGCGAUUGAACUGAGCUACCGAGGGCUGAAGGCCAAGGCCUAUCAUGCAGGACUCAAGGCAGCUGACAGGACUUCAAUCCAGAAUGAAUGGAUGGAGGAGAAGAUCCCUGUAAUUGUUGCAACCAUCAGUUUUGGAAUGGGAGUAGACAAAGCAAAUGUCAGAUUUGUUGUCCACUGGAAUAUUGCCAAGUCAAUGGCUGGAUAUUACCAGGAGUCUGGCAGAGCUGGGAGAGAUGGGAAACCAUCCUGCUGCCGCCUCUACUACUCAAGGAAUGACCGGGAUCAAGUCAGCUUCCUGAUUAAGAAGGAGCUCUCCAACCUCCAGGAAAAGAAAGGCACCUUAAAAGAAUCUGACAAGGCUGUGAUGAGAGCUUUUGAUGCCAUUGUGAACUUCUGUGAGGAGCUGGGGUGUCGCCACGCUGCCAUAGCGAAGUACUUCGGCGAUGACACCCCUCCUUGUAACAAGUGCUGUGACUUCUGCAAGAACCCAGGGGCAGUGAAAAGGCAACUGGAGUCACUGGAGCGCUGCAGCAACAGCUGGAGCAAAACCUGCAUUGGGCCCACUGCUUCCUCCUGGGAUAGCUACGACCCAGAGCUGUACGAAGGCGGGAGGAGAGGCUGCAGGGGUUUUAGCAGCUAUGAUGAAGAAAGCAGUGGGAACUGGGAUGACGACAGUGAAGAGCGGCGGAAACUGGAGUGGGACAACUUCUACAAAAAGCAGAUGAGUCUGCGCAAAGGCAGAGAACCAGAAAAGGAAGAUUUUGUUCCUCCAAGUGCAGACUGUCCUCUGAAGGAUGCUGGCAGCAGGAGGAUCUCUAAGCUUACAGUGAAGGGACGGGAACACUGCUUGAAGAUUCUGGAAGAAGCUUUGAGCAACAAUCAAAAGAGUCCAGCAGCAGGAGGAAAAGGGUCAGACCCUCAUGCCUGUGCCGUGGAGCUGGAGUAUGAAGCUUUCCGGAGCAGCAAAAUGGCAAACUCAUAUAAGGCAACUGUGCUAAAGAAGGUAGCAGAAAUCAACAAAGCCUCCAAACAAGGAGAGUUGUUCUCAGUCUUUGGGUCUGGAACUUGUGGCAACAGCAGCUUGGAAACAAAAUGUGAGUCUCCAGCAGAAGAGGAGUUCCUUCCUGCAUCCCAGGUUUACUCAUUCAAGCCCAAGCGUGUGGGAGCAGGAUUUCCAAAGAAAUCCAACCUGUUCCAGACAGCCUCAGAGCUGCUGAAGAUCCAGGAGGAGAGUGAUACAAAGCCUGACAGAAAAGAAGUAGAUUGUCCAAAUGGGAAAGACAACAGCAGCUGCAGCCUGGAACUGGACACUGGAAACCCUGUUCUCCAGAGGCAAGAAAUGACAACCAAAGCAAUGUGUGAGAGUGCUGGGGUAGAAGUACACCCUGAAAAGAAGGGACAACAACCCAGCCUGGACACAAAAGCUGCCCUUUGGGAGAGCCCUACUAAGAAGUCCAAACGUAGCAAGAAGCAGCAGAUGCUUGCAGAAGCAGCUAAAAAAGAAUCACAGGAUAUUUCCAAAUUCUUCUCCCUCUCCAAAGGUGGCUCUAAAACCAAAAGCUGCAGCUCAGCAAAGGAAGAUGGCUGUUCUGCAGGCACACUACCUCAGGUUUCUUCUCAAAGCCUGUGUCAAGAGAAAGCAACACCUCAGGGAAACAAAGAUAUCUCUGGAGAUGCGACUGAACAGUCCCAGGCAGAGAAUAAAGAACUGAGAGAAACAGAAGUGACACUGACUGAGGCAGAGGAGGAUUUUAAGACUCAGCAGGCUGCUGAAGAUAAAGUCCUUGAGGAAGAAAUUGAUGUAAAGUCAAGUGUUGCUGAAAAUGUCACAGAAACUGAGCUGCCUGUUGUUAGGGAGAGUGAGAAUGGGAAGCGACCUGCAUCAGAUGAGGAUAUGGAAAGUCCUGCAACAAAGCGGCUACGAACAGCAGCAAAAUCCUCCAUUUUGACUCAACCAGAAUGCAGAAGUGUUGGCCCAACAAAGAAGAAGGUGACUUUUGAUCCAAACUUGGCACAGUGUGAUGAAGAAGGGACCAGCAAGGCCAUCCAGCCAGUGACCAAAGGCAUGUCCCUCAAAGAGACUGCAGACAUCGUUGUCAAAUAUUUGACCCCGUUCUACAAGGGUGGCAAAUUUGCUUCCAAGGACCUGUUUAAGGGCUUUGCCCGGCACCUGUCUCACUUGCUGACUGAGGAGCAGAACCCUGUCCGCAAAACAGUGAAGGAGGAAGCACAGAGACUCAUCAAGGAGUUUUUCAAAUCAAGAGUCAGGUGUGAGAGUGAGGCAGACUGGCAGGAGCUGCAGAGCUUGGAGAGCUGA